AUGGGCUGUUGUCGAAAAGAAAAUAAGAAAUCAACGAACAAUGAUAAUGGUACGAAAAAAACCAAGAAAAACAAAGCAAAAAAACAGAGAACUUCAAAAGACAAGAAAAAAGUAACAAUAAAAACAAUCGAUGAACAAUCUGAUUCAAAAUUUCAAGCAACCACUGAUCAAAUUCAAUUGUUCUCUAAAGUUGACAAAUCUCUUCAACAGCAACAACAACCAUCAAUUCAAAUUCCUGUUGAUGAAAAUACUUUAGAACCUCGAACAACAUCACCACCGUCUAUUACAUCUUCACGCCUUGAAAUUGAUCACCACGUCAUCGAUAAUAUUUCUUCUUCAGAUAAUAUUCAUUCUAUAAAAACAUUCAAUGAUCUACAAGCAUUCGUUGAACAAAACAAAAAGCCUAUUUCAAUUGUUUUUUUCUAUGCUCCUUAUUGUCCGUAUUCAAAACGUGCAAUGUAUGGUCUUCGUCAAUGGGCACGCGCAAAUAAAAAUCGCGUUUUUUUAUAUGAAGCCGACGUUGAACAAGCGUUACAGCUAGCAGAAUAUUAUCAUAUUCGGACCGUACCGACUGUGAUAGCAUUUAGUAAAAAUAAUCUUCUUAGCCCAAUAUGGCAACGUACAGCAACAAAUGUGUUUUCAUCUGAUGUAGAAACUUCAAUAAAUCAAUCUGAAUCAAUUGAAAAUCAACAAUUCAAAGAGAUCUUUCGAGAGAAAUUAGAUACUAAAAAUAACGUUUUCUUUAGUCUUGAUCCAUCAAAUAAAGAAACGAAUUCUCCAAUGAAAAUAUUUGAAACAUUAAAUGAAACAAAACAAGAACAAUAUUUAAUUAUUCUUAAUAAUAAACAAUCCAUCGGUAAUCAACCGAAAUUGAUAUUAGCAAUAACGAAUGAACAAGGUCAACAUGAAUUUCUCCAAACAAUGCCUCAAUUUCAAUCUAAUCAUGACAUAAAAUCAGAAUCAAUUGCAUCGUCUCAACUAAGUCCUUCUAUUUGGAAUAGUUCAAUUCACACUAUCGAAAAUGAUGAUAGUCAUCCAUCGUCAAAGCAAUUAAUCAGUGAGGAAGUCAACGAAUACAAUGGAAGAACAAUAUCAAAAUUUCCAAUAUAUACAACGUUAACUAGCGAUCAACCUAAAAAUAAUGACAAUAUCGAAAUCAAUAAAUUCACUACAGAUCAAUAUCUACAACAUGUUUAUUUACCAAAUUCGAAUGAAAUAUUUUAUGAAAAACAAUUUGAAAACACAAAUGAGUUUAAUUAUUCAUUAUCAUCCGAUAGAUUUAGUACAUUAACUUAUCAACAUGUGAAAGACACGAAUCAGUACUUGAACAAUCAACAAGAAGAAAUAUGUAUUCUAUAUCUAGGUCCUAAUCGGUGUCGAGGUUUCGAAGAUAAUCUACAUAAUGAAACUAAUUCUUCAAAAUUAUCACUUUUAACUCUUAAUUCACAAUCACUAUUGGAAUAA
Molecule: messenger RNA, 1464 nt
Organism: Rotaria socialis
Lineage: Eukaryota; Metazoa; Rotifera; Eurotatoria; Philodinida; Philodinidae
Source: the annotation of a GenBank genome assembly